This is a messenger RNA of Penicillium salamii, 1716 nucleotides long. Lineage: Eukaryota; Fungi; Ascomycota; Eurotiomycetes; Eurotiales; Aspergillaceae. The record is from the annotation of a GenBank genome assembly.
AUGACAGAGGCAACAUAUGGCGUUCCCCCUCGAACAAGACAAGUUCCCCUAGUGAAUCAAGUGAGGCGUUCUGUCCCUUACCCCGCGACUUUCUCUGACUGUUGGCACCGAGAAAACAAGGAAGAUCCUCGCGAUGAGGGUGCACUCGCGAUGAGGCGCAACGACAACAGUGAUACCGCGAAUGUCUUGUCACCUAAUGUGGACUUUUGCUCAAUGCUUCAUCCCCCUGAUUCCUCAACUGUGGAUCAAGAAUGGGCUCGAUUCCACACUGGACAACUUUUCUCGACAAACAUGCUUUGUAGAGAUCGUUUUGGUCAAAACAGCUUGUCGUCUUCACCCCUCACUCGAACUCGUAUUACUGCAGCCGAGUCACCCACUAUCGAUGCUGUUACGUUGCCAGAUCGAGCCCUUCUCAGAAAGUCUGUAUCUUUGUACACAAGAUCCAUCAUACGAGCAACGUUCCCCAUCUUGGAUCCAGGUCUUUUUGAAGAAACGUUAACAAUGGCCUAUGGACCAGCUGGUCAUGACCAUUCUGACGCAACAAGCGCGAAGGCAUGUGUGAUCGCCUUUUGUAUCUUCGCCUAUCUGGUCCCUUUGGGUGUUCGAGUGUGCUCAGAAUCAGAUUUCCAUCAUUUCACUGCUGUAAUUCAGCAAUCAUUACCUUCAAUGGUCGAAGCACCGGCAAUUGACGGCUUUCAGACAUGCAUCUUCUUGUUAAUAUCCCAAUUUCUGACCGGCAAGUUGAAAUCCGCUACCGUCACAAAUUCAAUUGCGGCGCAUUUUGUCUUUUACAUGGGGGCCCAUCACGAAUGGCCCACAUAUUCUUCCAACAAAAAGCAAAACACUGGUUCAGAUUGUAUCAAGGUACAUCUACGGAACUUAUUUUGGGUUUGCUAUACAGUUGACAAAGAGCUUUGUCUUCGGGGAUGCCAGCAGCCUGCUCUCAGUGAUGAUCAUUGUGAUCUCAAUCUCUCAUUGGAAUACCUCGAGACCGUCUCAAGGGAUUUUUCAAAGAAUUCGCCAAUCGACAAAGUCCAUCCAACUUUCUUAUUCCCCAUUGACAUCAAGCUGAGCCAAAUCAAAUCUCGAGUGUACGAGUCGCUCUAUUCGAAGGCUGCAUUCCGAAAAUCCAACAUGGAGCUUAUAAUGAAUAUUCGGACUCUGGAUUACUCUCUGGAGGCAUGGCGCAUGGCUGUUCCCGAGAUUUGCCGCCCGAGUCUUACAUUCAAGGGCAUGAAACUGGACCCCGGAAACAUCGAGAUCAGAGCUUUACUUCUUCGGCUCGACUAUCUUUACUGCGUGACGGUCAUACAUCAGGCUAGUAACCGAUGUUUGCAACCCGAUAUCGCUUUUGAUGUAAAGAAAACUGCAAACACUACUAGCAUCGCGCUGGCUGUUGAAGCUAGUCGAUCCUCAUUGAAGAAUUUGCAGUCUACUGGUCAUAUCUUUACCAAAGGAACUUGCUGGAUGGUACUUUUUUAUCCUCUUGCUGCAACAGUGACUAUCUCUUGUAACAUUCUCGACAAUCCUGCUGCUCAGUCGGCUGCUGAUGAUUAUGAGCUUCUGAUCGAUGUUCCAAGAAUCAUCUCCAACAUCUCAACAGAUAUUCACCUUUUGGAGGAAUCCCGUCAUCUAGAUCUGCUGCAAUCUUUUGUACGGGAAUUGGUUGAUGCAACAGGAUGUGCCAUGUUGAGGACGAGAAAGCGAGUUGUAUAA